AUGGCGACUGCGAACCCUGUGUCUACCUCUGAUACCACACCGGCAACUACCACGACCUUUGAAAACGAACAUGGCCAAUUGACGCCCGAGGAACGAUACGAAUUGAUCACCAGACGGUUGCAGGAGGUUCUCGGUGGAGAUUUGAUCAAGGGAAUUCUUGCGGAGGGAAGACAUCCAAAGUGCUACUGGGGAACUGCACCGACUGGACGACCUCAUAUCGGCUACUUUGUGCCAUUGACAAAGAUUUCUGACUUCCUUCGCGCUGGUGUCGAAGUCAAAAUCUUGCUUGCGGACGUCCAUGCUUUCUUGGACAACUUGAAAGCGCCCUUGGACCUUGUCGCCCAUCGAACAAAGUACUACGAGUUCAUCGUUCGAUCGGUCUUCAAAUCUCUGAAUAUCCCUACGGAGAAGCUCACUUUCGUUACUGGAUCCACAUUCCAGUUGACCAAGGAAUACAACCUCGACAACUACCGACUCUGCGCUACCGUGACCGAACACGAUGCCAAAAAGGCAGGUGCCGAGGUCGUAAAGCAAGUCGAGAGCCCUCUUCUCAGUGGCCUCUUGUACCCUGGUCUCCAAGCCCUCGACGAGGAGUACCUCGGCUGUGAUUUCCAAUUCGGAGGUGUCGAUCAGCGCAAAAUCUUCACCUUCGCCGAACUCUACCUCCCAAGACUAGGAUACCGCAAACGUGCCCACUUGAUGAACGCCAUGGUCCCAGGUCUCGGCGGAGGGAAAAUGUCAGCUUCAGACCCCAACUCCAAAAUUGAUCUCCUCGAUCCUCCCGAGGUCGUCAAGAAGAAGAUCAGGGCCGCUUUCUGCGAGGAGGGUAACAUCGAGGAGAACGGCGUUCUCGCAUUCGUUGGCGCCGUCUUAAUUCCCAUCAGCCAGUUGAGGAAGGACCACCGUGCAGCAGCCGAAAAGAACGGAAGCAGCCUCGACGAUCUCCCCAAGCCUUUCGUCACCGACGACGCCCCCGCUGACAGCGUGUUCUCCAUUGCCCGUGAUGAGAAGUGGGGUGGAUCCUUGCACUACACCGACUUUGCCCAGAUCCAGGCCGACUUCAAGGACAAGAAGAUCCACCCUGGAGAUUUGAAGGGCGCCGUCACUCAGUACAUCAACAACCUCUUGCAGCCCAUCCGCAAGGUCUACGAGGAGAGUGAAGAGUGGCAGAAGAUCGCGGACCUCGCUUACCCUCCGCCUGUGGUCGAGGUCAAGAAGAAGAAGAAGGAGAAAGUCUACCACCCUCCUCCCCCAGGAAAGGGUAAGAACGCUAAGGCUGCACCUGCACCAGCCGCCGAUGGACAAGCUCCAUCGCAUUCUGAGCAAGAGGCAGCCAAGCAACUCCCAGUGGAGCCCCCUGCCACGUCGUAG
This is a messenger RNA of Coprinopsis cinerea okayama7#130, 1371 nucleotides long. RefSeq names its product tyrosyl-tRNA synthetase. Lineage: Eukaryota; Fungi; Basidiomycota; Agaricomycetes; Agaricales; Psathyrellaceae. The coding region runs from base 1 to 1371 and encodes 456 amino acids. Gene Ontology annotation, biological process: tyrosyl-tRNA aminoacylation. Gene Ontology annotation, molecular function: ATP binding; tyrosine-tRNA ligase activity. The transcript is spliced from 6 exons. The record is from RefSeq and is a predicted model, not a curated record.